Austrofundulus limnaeus is the source of this 4267-nucleotide messenger RNA. It is a transcript of the gene rad50, whose product is annotated as RAD50 homolog, double strand break repair protein. Gene Ontology annotation, biological process: telomere maintenance via recombination; chromosome organization involved in meiotic cell cycle; double-strand break repair. Gene Ontology annotation, molecular function: single-stranded telomeric DNA binding; double-stranded telomeric DNA binding; ATP hydrolysis activity. NCBI's taxonomy places the organism in Eukaryota, Metazoa, Chordata, Actinopteri, Cyprinodontiformes, Rivulidae. Gene Ontology annotation, cellular component: nucleus; condensed nuclear chromosome; Mre11 complex. The record is from RefSeq and is a predicted model, not a curated record.
UACUUCCGUUCACAUUCCCCGCGAAACUGUGUUUUCAUUUUUGAGCAGAAUUGUAGCUACUGACCGAGAAAGCCAAAAUGUCAAGGAUAGAUAAAAUGAGCAUCCUGGGGGUCAGGAGCUUCGGAAUUGAGGACAAAGACAAACAAGUCAUCUCUUUUCGGCCACCUUUAACUGUUCUGGUUGGACCCAACGGAGCAGGAAAAACGACAAUUAUUGAGUGCCUUAAAUAUGCUACAUCAGGAGAACUUCCGCCUGGUUCUAAAGGAGGUGCUUUUGUUCAUGAUCCAAAGGAUGCCCAUGAGACAGAUGUGCGAGCUCAGAUUAAACUCCUCUUCACAGAUGUCAAUGGAGAAAAAGUCACCAUUCAACGCUCCAUGUCUUGCACUCAGAAAGCUAAAAACUACUCCUUCAAAAGCUUAGACCAGGUCAUAUCAAGAUGGAAAAAUGGUGAAAYAGUGAGCUUACCUGCCAAGUGUGCCGAGGUGGACCAGGAGAUGAUUUCUGCAUUGGGAGUAUCCAAGCCUGUGCUGAAUCAUGUUAUCUUCUGUCACCAAGAAGAGUCUAACUGGCCGCUAAGUGAGGGCAAAGCUCUCAAAGAAAAAUUUGACUCCAUAUUUGCUGCAACAAAGUAUAUCAAAGCUCUGGAGACGAUGCGUCAGCUGCGCCUCAAAAAAGGUCAGACAGUCAAAGAGUGUCAGGUGGAGCUGCGUUAUCUGAAGCUGAACAAAGAGAAGGCUCAGCAGAUCAGAGACACUGUGGCCACCAAGGAGGCUCAACUGACGGCCUCCAAAGACAGCAUCCAGCAGAUUGAGAGCCAGAUUGACCCACUUGAGGUCGUUUACAGCUGGAAGCUGAUCACCACAUUCAGAGCGUCAAGAAUCGGGAUGCACAGGUUCGUUCUCUAUCGACCUACCUGGAAAUGGAUGGUUACGACCGUCCGCCCUUCACCUCUCUGCAGCUUGGAGGCUUCCACCAACAAGUCACACAAAGACUGGAGCAGGAAAAAGUGACUUUUGAUGAGCUUAUGGCUGAUCUACAAGAAAAGGAGCAGCAGAAGCAGCAGGCCAUUGAUGAAAUGAGGGAUAAGAAGGCCGGCCUGGAGAGAACAGUAGAGCUGAAGAGAGACAUGCAGGGAAAAAAACAGCAAGAACUGAGGAACGUCAGGGCAGACCUGCAGAGGCUUGAGGGUUCAACUAGUCGGCUACAAGAGCUGGAAAAUGAAUUGGCUAAAGUGGAGCGGGAGCUGCAGCAAGCCGUUCAGCGCUCCAACGUGGAAGAGCUGAAGACGGAGAWUGAGCAACUUCAAAAAGAAAAGUCUGAACUUGACCGUGCACAGAGGCAGCUCGACCAAGAGAUUCAGCUGCUCAACAUGCACACAACUGCACGCACACAGAUGGAAAUGUUGAAAAGAGAUAAAACAGAAAAAGACGAGCAGGUGCGUAAGAUUAAGUCUCGCCAUGGCGAUGAGCUCGUGUCCCUCCUGGGUCAUUUUCCCAACAAGAGAGAGCUGGAGGAUUGGAUCUAUUCUAAGUCAAAGGAAAUCAAUAGCACCAGGGACCGACUUGCAAAACUCAAUAAGGAUCUGGCUUCAAGUGAGCAGAACAAAAAUCAUAUUGUUGCUGAGCUGCGUAAGAAGGAGCAGCAGUUAGUGAGUGAUGAAGAGAAGUUCUUCAGUGUUUGUGGCAGUCAGGAUCUGGAUCAGGACCUGAGCAAACUGCAGGAAGAUUUGGAGAAAGUAUCCAAACAAAGAGCCAUGUUAGCAGGAGCCACAGCAGUUUACACUCAGUUCAUCAGCCAACUGACAGAGGAGAGGGAACCCUGCUGCCCUGUGUGCCAGCGAACCUUUCCUUCAGAGUCGGAUCUGCAGGAAGUUAUUAACGACAUGCAGUCGAAGCUACGCCUGGUGCCAGACAAACUGAAGAACACCGAGCAGGACCUGAAGAAAAAGGAGAAAAAGAGAGAUGAGAUGAUAUCUCUUAAACCUGUGAGGCAGUCCAUUGUACAGUUUCAGGAGAAGGAGCUGCCGGAGCUGAGAAACCGUCUUCAGGCUGUUAACAGAGAAAUCGAGAGGCUCAAAACUGUUGUGGACGAGCAGGAGACUGUUCUCAAGACAUUGAUGUCUGAGGAGGAAACAGCCAAGGCCUGCCUGCAGGACAUCUCUCUUAUGGACAGAUACCUGAUGGACCUAAAAGAGUUGGAGAGGAAAAUAGCUCAGCACACAGCAAAGCUCCAGGGCGUCGAUCUGACCAGAAACAUUCAGCAAGUUAGUCAGGAGAAACAAGAAACUCAGCACAAGUUGGACACAAUCUCCAGCAAAAUGGAGUUAAACCGUAAGCUUAUCCAGGACCAGCAGGAUCAGAUCCAAAUGCUUAAAAGUGCAGUGAAUGAGACGAGGUCAGACAAYCUCAAGCUCAGCAGCGACAUGCAGAAACAGCAGCAGCUGGAGGAGCAGUGUGUCGAGUUCACCACAGAGAUCCAGGCUCUGACCAGGGACAUCAGGGGGGCAAAGGAACAACUGUUGCCUCUGUCUGCAACUCUGGAGAAGUUGCAGCAAGAAAAACAAGAACUGGCAGAGCGCAAGAGACAAAAACAUGAAGAAGGGCAAGAAAAGAUCAGGGCCAUUAAAGAGAGAGUGAAGAAAAUCAUUGCAUUCGAACAGGAGAUCACUAAAUACAAAGAUGAUGGAAAAGAUGCGUACAAAGAGCAAAAAGAGUCUGAGCUUCAGGAAACCCACACUCUGCUCCAUGAAGCUGAGAGGCAAAAAGAAAAAAUCAACAAAGAGAUGGGAAACAUUCGUCAGGACAUUGACACUCAAAAGGUCCAGGAGCGCUGGUUGCAGGACAAUCUGACGUUGAGGAAGCGUAAUGAGGAGCUGAAGGAAGUUGUGACUAAACGUGAAGCUCUCCUGAAAGAAAUGGGCAGCAUGCAGGUCUUGCAGCUACGCCGAGAACGCCGUGAAGCAGAAAACAAGCUAGAAGAUUUGAAGAAGAGCCGCAGCAUUGCUCUGGGUCGUCAGAAAGGAUUUGAAGAGGAGCUGCUAACUUACAGAAAAGAGUUGCGAGAGGAACAAUACGACAAAGCUGACGAGCUCUACAAAAACAAGAUGAUCACAAUGAGGACCACUGAGUUGGUCAUUAAAGACCUGGAUAUCUACUACAAAGCUCUUGAUCAAACCAUCAUGAAGUUCCACAGCAUGAAGAUGGAUGAGAUUAAUAAGAUCGUCAGAGAACUGUGGCGCAGCACCUACAGGGGUCAAGAUAUCGAAUAUGUGGAGAUCAGGUCUGAUGUGGACGAGAACUCAUCUGCUGGAGUGAAACGCAGGGUUUACAACUACAGAGUUGUUAUGGUGAAGGGAGACACAGCUUUGGAUAUGAGAGGACGCUGCAGUGCUGGUCAAAAGGUGUUGGCGUCCCUGAUCAUCCGUCUCGCCCUGGCAGAGACUUUCUGUCUGAACUGUGGGAUCCUGGCCCUGGACGAACCUACCACCAACCUGGACCGAGAGAACAUUGAGUCGUUGGCACAUGCUCUUGUGGAAAUCAUUAAGAAUCGCUCUCGCCAGAGAAACUUCCAGCUACUCAUCAUCACCCACGAUGAAGACUUUGUGGAGCUGCUGGGCCGGUCCAGCUACAUCGAACACUUCUAUCGCAUCCGUAAGAACCAGGACCAGAACUCAGAAAUCAUCAAGUGUAGCAUCUCCUCCCUCUCAUCCUACCUCCACUGAGCAAACACUUGACUCUGUUCUGCUUCAGAAAUACGCAGCAAUCCUUCAGACUUGUUCACUUUUAGUUUUCAGACUGUUGGAGGAAAUUCCACUUUCAAAUUACUCUCGUUAAAUAACUUUAAAGGUAGCAAAUUAAAAUAAUAUUUAAUGGCUCAGAUAWUGGCAGAUGUUCAUGAAAAAUGUUUUUUUCUGCAACUCAUCCUUUUUUUAGUUCUCUUAAAAAUUGAGUUUGUUUUCUCUGUUGGAAUAUUGUUUAGUGAUACCACAUUUACUUUUACCAUCAAAAGAGAAUUAAAUGCCUAGAAGAUGGUUAUAAAAUGAUUGUUUAGAAAUUGUUUGAACAUGAACACUAAGAGACAAACAGCAAAAGAUCUGAUGACCUGUUUCUGGAUGGGAAACAGUCCAAAUGUUUCAUUUUUGUAAAGUCAAAAAAAUACAUCAAAGUUAUAAAUGGAGGAGCUUUAAGUUGCGCACCUGUUCCAUAUUGAUGUCAAAAAURGGGUUGUUGCAUUUUUUAUGUUCAAAUAAUAAAUGUUUUCUCAUGCA